Messenger RNA from Tripterygium wilfordii, 3310 nucleotides. Its product is annotated as pentatricopeptide repeat-containing protein At2g06000-like. The coding region runs from base 645 to 2285 and encodes 546 amino acids. Lineage: Eukaryota; Viridiplantae; Streptophyta; Magnoliopsida; Celastrales; Celastraceae. Gene Ontology annotation, molecular function: protein binding. The record is from RefSeq and is a predicted model, not a curated record. The transcript has 2 exons.
UCCGCUUCUCAACUCGAAGUAGCCUUUCUUGCACUUCCGCAAUUCUUCGUCCACCUGCUCCUCUUCCUCUUCCUCUAGCAAUCUGCGGAGCCGUUUAUUGUGCUCCUUUUUAACACGCGACGGUGAGUUUUUCUGCUAGCCAUCGCAUCUCUGUAUUGCGUUCUAAUUUCAGAACGGAACUAGUGAGUUGAUCACUCGUCUUGAGGGUAGUUGCAGUACUAAUAGGGCCUUCUAGUUAGUUGUGUGCGGUAUUGCGAGCUACAGAUCGUUUUUCUGUGCUGGUCGGACACUUUGUAUGUUGAGGAUGAUUUGGGUGUGGGUGCACUUUUGUUUCUGAAUAGUUAAUGUGGCUUUCUGUUCAUGAGAUUGCUGCUUGGUUUCGAUUGCAUUGGCUGGUCUUGUUUCUGAGUGGCAUGAGCUACUGUGGCUACUACAGAUUUUUGGUAUGGUAGGGUCGAGUUGUUUGUGUUUUAGACAUUUUGACAGAAAUUUGUUUUCUGAUUUAACAAAGGGAUUGGUAGGGUUCUGUUUAUAGUUUUGAGAAAGCAUGUUUGAUAAAUUGAAUCUCUUUGUGUAUUGGGUUAUGGUUUUUGAGGGACUCUCUUGAAUGCACAACUUUGGCCAGUGAUGGCUAGAGGUUGCAGAUGACAUUUAUAUUCUCAAAGAGCCUUCUUUCAAGGUUUCAAGCCUCAACAAUUUCCAUUACCCAUUUUCAUUCUCAAGCCUUUGGAGGAUCUCGCACUUUUGGUGAUAGAGAAUUAGUAUGUAAUACGGAUUCUUGGUUCGUUAAAGUUGUGUGCACUCUCAUUGUUCAUUUGCAUUCUCAGGAUAGUUGUUUGGAUUACUUGAGUAAGAACUUGUCUCCUUCGAUUGCAUUUGAUGUUGUAAAGCGGUUAAACAAUCCCAUAGUGGGAUUAGAAUUCUUGGAAUUAACCAGUGACAAAUUGAAUCUCAAUCAUUCUUCUGAGACUUACAAUUUGUUGGUGAAGUCCUUCUGUCAUAUGGGUCUCCAUGAUUCAGCGAAAGUUGUUUUUGAUCACAUGAGGAGUGAUGGGCAUAUGCCCAACAGUCAUGUUUUAGGAUUUUUGGUAACCUCAUGUGUGCAAGCUGGCAAAUUUGAUACUGCUAAGGUUUUUCUAGCUGAGGUUCAGCAUAAUGAUGUCGGUAUUGGCUCAUUUAAGUUUAAUGAGUUGCUGAUUAUGUUGGUUAAAAGGAAUCAAGUUGAUGAGGCAGUUUGUUUUUUUAAAGAAUAUUUGAGAUUGCAAUUUCCUCCAGAUACUUAUAGUUUCAAUAUAUUAAUUGGUGGCCUCUGCAAAGUAGGAAAAGUUGAUAAAGCUUUUGAAUUUUACAAUGAUAUGGAGAUUUUUGGUUGUACUCCUGACAUUGUUACGUAUAACUCACUUAUUGAUGGACUGUGUAAAAAGCAUGAGGUAGAUAGAGGGCAUGACUUACUGAAGGAGGUUCAAUUGAGAAAUGGUAUUUCACCAGAUGUCAAGACUUAUACGUCAGUCAUAUCAGGUUACUGCAAGUCGCAGAAGAUGAAAGAAGCCUCUCUUCUUCUCGAUGAGAUGAUAAGAAGUGAAGUCAUGCCCAAUGAAAGAACUUUUAAUGCGAUUGUUGAUGGGUUUGGCAAGGUUGGGGACAUGCUUUCCGCAGAAUCUGCAUACGAGAAUAUGCUGUUUUUUGGGUCAAUUCCCGAUGUUUAUACCUUCACUUCCUUGAUUGAUGGUUAUUGUCGAAAUGGACAGGUCAACCAGGGUUUGAAGCUGUGGGAUAUGAUGAAAGCAAAAGAAAUUUCUCCAAGUCUUCAUACCUAUGAUAUACUUAUUAAAGCACUGUGCAAGGAGAAUAGACUAUGUGAGGCUCGUGAUUUUUUGAGGCAGUUAAAGUUUAAAGAUAUUAUUCCGAAACCUUUCGUUUACAACCCCGUAAUUGAUGGGUUUUGCAAGGCUGGCAAUGUAGAUGAGGCAAAUGUGAUUGUUGCGGAGAUGGAGGAGAAGAGAUGCAACCCAGAUAAGCUCACGUUUACCAUACUCAUUAUUGGGCAUUGUAUGAAAGGUAGAAUGUUUGAUGCUAUUAGCAUUUUUAAGAAGAUGUCGGCAGUUGGUUGUGCCCCAGAUAAUAUUACCGUGAGUUCUCUGGUGUCUAGCCUUUUGAAGGCUGGGAUGCCCGAUGAAGCCUCUCGCAUUGUACAAGUGGCAUCAGAGGACUGGAAUUUGUGUUCCUCCUCUUUCAAAAGAACUAUUCCCUCAAGGACAAAUGCUAAUAUCCCAGUGGCAGCUUAAAGGAAGGAAACACAUCCAGAUUUGAUUUGAUUUGACUUUGUCAGUCCUUUCGUUGAACAGAGUCCGUCCCCGUCGUAGGCCCUCAUAGGCGAUUUUUGAACUGUUGCAGCAGGAGACUCCAGGAGCACUUGCAAUGCAUCCUGUUCGGGAGUCGCCAGAAGAGUACCAGCAACAGAUGGGGACUUGGAACAUGAAAGCACUGAUUGUGGAAAUCUGGCUACUGUCAAAGUUUCAUGGAUGUUACUCGGGUGGGGGUUUCUCAAACUCCUAGAAGAAGAUGGGAGAGAAACCAGCUGCCAGGAAUGCUCAUAGGAGAAGGAAAUGGCUGAAGCUAAGGGGAAGGAUGAUGAUAAGAAAAGGAAAAAAAGAAGACGACGAAGAAGAGCGGCGCCCAGAUUGUUAUGGAUAAAUAUUGAGUGACACACACUUCACGGAGAAAUUGCCCUGUGCUACUUUAUUGAUGAGGAAAGUUGUACUUGGUGUUUGUCCUGAUAUUUUCUUCACGAUAAUCUAAAACCAAGGUGUGUUUAUGGAAUAAUAUUGAGUUUUACUUGGCGUUUCUGUUGGUAUUGUGUUCACAAAAUUCUUGAAACAGCAUGUAUUUAUUUGUUCAAACCUUUAGCCUGUUCGAAAUCUUAAGGAAUGACUAUCAAACAACUGAGAUGGAGGAGGGGUCAUGCCCACAGUCCAACAAGUUGGGGGUCGAGAAGCAAAGGUUUGGGAAUGUCCAUGAGCAUAGCAGGAGACCAAGCAUUGCAGUGUGCAAGCCAUUGAUGAAGGUUCAAGAGACGAGGGGUCUGAGGAGGAGGUGGAUUAGGCCCAUGUACAGCUGAGUUUCAAAUGCAAUCCAUGCUAAUUAAACUCAAGAUCUGAAAUUUAUGUGUGCCCAAAAAGAAAUUUAGGAUUAUUUACAGAACUUUUUUGUUGUCAAGUGUUAUUUUAACAUGUUGCAUAGCUGAAAAAUGCUCGUUCGUAGUAGUCAUGGAUACAAGAAGAGUUAAUACUAGAUGAAUUAACCUUUUAGU